Arctia plantaginis is the source of this 294-nucleotide messenger RNA. The record is from the annotation of a GenBank genome assembly. NCBI's taxonomy places the organism in Eukaryota, Metazoa, Arthropoda, Insecta, Lepidoptera, Erebidae.
AUGGCAGCGGAGGCACGGUUCAAAGACCGAGGGAUAUCAUUGCUCGGCAUGGAGGCGAGCGGCGGCGGCGAGCCGGCACCGGCUUACCUCACCCCCUCGCAGUAUUGUCAGAUGACAGUAAUUAGCUUAGUCGCCUGUUUGUUGUGCACCGAGGCCACGGCGGAGGAGCGGUACGCCCCUCGCGCCACAAAAACAUUGCAAUUUGCACUACAACCGCGAGAUAAUUAUAGAUCGUCUCUGACGAAAGAUUUCUCUUUCGCUUCGCCUCCCGGGAGUUGUUUUCGUUGCGCGUAA